Molecule: messenger RNA, 2366 nt
Organism: Seriola aureovittata
Lineage: Eukaryota; Metazoa; Chordata; Actinopteri; Carangiformes; Carangidae
Gene: lysmd3
Product: LysM, putative peptidoglycan-binding, domain containing 3
Exons: 3
Coding region: 323-1321 (332 amino acids)
Biological process (GO): Golgi organization
Cellular component (GO): Golgi apparatus
Source: RefSeq, a predicted model, not a curated record
GUAAAGGCAGUUGCUGACGACUUCCUCCAAACAUAUUCAUCAACUUUGACCACUGACCGAUAGAACUGUCCAAACCUGACUAGCCACCUAACAUAGGUGGACGCUAGUUAGCACUAGCCUAGCCUGUGCUAACUAGCCGAACUGUGUACGUGCACUGUACAUUACACUUCCGUCAGCACAAGACCGAUAUUCAUUUAAGACAUUGAUUUGGCUGCUUAGAGAAACGAGUUGUUGAAGUUACAUUGAUGGUCGAAGUGGACGACGACAUCGACUGGACUUUUGUGGGGUGAGCGAGACAGCGGUGUAGCAUCAUGAAGAAAAAAUGUCCAGUAGAAGCCAGCACUAUGGGUUCCAGUCAGCCACCAUGGUGCAACCUGCCAAUGGCGGUCAUGCCUAUCUGUUUGGAAACAAUGGCUCAGAGAAUGACCUGUCAGAGGAGGAUGGGGAGAGCUAUGAGCUGCGGCCUCGUGGCAGAGAGAGGCUACGGAGGAGCACUUCCAGAGAAAGGAUGGACGAUAUUAUCUACCUGACCAGAGAUAUCCAAGAGGGUGACACUCUGAACAGCAUUGCCCUGCAGUACCAUUGCUCAGUGGCUGACAUUAAGCGUGCCAACAACCUCUUGACAGAGCAGGACUUCUUUGCCCUGCGUUCAGUUAAGAUUCCUGUGAGGCGCUUCAGCGUCCUCACUGAGACUCACAGCACUGGUCCUCUUAAAUCUGCCUCCCCCUCAGGUGCCAGACGCCUUCCUCAGAUCUCCCCUGUUACCUCCCUCCCUUCUGAGUCCUCCACAGACUCCUCUUCUUCUUCUACCGACAGUGUAGAAGGAUUUCUCCUGGAGAAGGACAAGGACAUUGAGCGGCUGGUGAAAUCGACAGGCCCGUCUCGGAGCAGCCUGAAUGAAGUUGUGUCCUCCUUAACGCUGCAGCAGCAGCAGCAGCAGCAGCAGCCGCUGCUAGCAGAAGUAGAGUAUAAACCCGUUCAGAGAAAGGACCCUUAUUAUGGAGCUGACUGGGGCAUGAGAUGGUGGACAGCAGUGGCCAUCAUGCUGGUUGUUGGUAUAGUCACGCCUGUGUUUUAUUUGCUGUACUAUGAGGUUCUAAUGAAAGCUGAUGUCAGCCAUCAUGGCAUUCCUACACAAGCUCAAAGCGACAUGUAUCAUGGAUCUCACCAUGACAGUAAUGUGGACUCUCAUGUUGGAGAACAUAACCAUGCAGGGGCUGGACCUGGACAUAAUGCUGGAAGUGUGGGUAAUGGGAAUCCCCAGGGACCAGGUGUGGACAAAGCAGGAGAUGGUGAACACAAUGGGAAAGACAAAACAUAGCAAGGGAUUAUAACUUUACAUAUAACUUUUUUGCUAACUCAGAGACCUAAUAAGCCUAAUAAGUGGAUGUUCCCAUUUUUUAAUAAUUUUUAUUGACUUAAUACAAUGCAAUCUGUCUGACUUGGACAGUCACUCGAUAGUGCUACAGUCAUUUUUAUAGGGUUGAGCGACUAGGAAUAAGGGUGUGGCCACAAUCAUUUCUUGCGUCUGUCCACUUGUAUUUAUAUGGUUUUCAACAAGGAAUGUUGAUGGGCUGGAAAUGGGUCCACCUGUCUCCUCUAUAUUUGUGUCCAUUUUGACAGACAUGUUAUAAUAGGCUGAACUGAUGGACAGGUUCCAGAGUUCAUGUAAUCAGCUAAGCCAGGAGAACUGAGGUGAUGUUUUUGUUUUCAGCUGGGCUGCUGCAUUCUCAGUAAGCUCAACACAAACAUUGUCCAAGGAGAGCAGAUCUCUCACCUGUUUCUUCAGUGAUGGAUCAGUGGCUACACCCUAAGAUGAUCAAUAACUCUGUGGAUGUGGUUAGAAACCACAUCCACAGAGUUACUCUCAAACAUAAGAUGUUUAUUCCAACUGUGUUUUUUGCCAUGUUAGUAAUUUUUCAAUGCUAUUUGUUGGAAAAGUAUGAAUGCUGCCACUGUGUUUAAUACAGAAUUAAUUUAUUUCACCACUAUUGAGCAUUUGUUUUUACUUACACUAUCAGUAUUGGGAGUUGCAGUCAAAUUAUGUCUCUGAAAAGCCAUGAAAGUUUCCUUAAUUUGAGCUUGCUUGAAGAGAAAUCUUUUCUUUUUCCAUUUAAAAAAAAAAAACCUCUAAGAGCAUGGUGAGGAAGAUGGGAAAUGCACAGUAUUCCCACAAUGACACUCAUACAGUACUUAUAAUUAUGUGAAAUUUUAGACUUUGUUAUGUAGCCCUUUUAUUUUCACUGUGUUCACAUUUUAUGACAAAGCAUUUUGUGUUGUUGACAGUAUGUGCCUUUCAACUUGUGGAAAUGUGACACAGGCUGGAGAAUAAAUACAUCUAUUUUGAAUAAAUUAUUGCCAGUGUA